AUGAGUGUAAAUACGAAUCUCAUCCUUCAUGGAGGAGCAGUAGCAGAUUUGGUUGGCAUGAUCCAAAGUUUAUUCAUCAUCAGCCCUUCAAAUGAAAUAUGCCUUGAGAAACACUGGUCCAAAGUAACCCCAAAAGCUGUGUGUGACCAGUUCUUCGAAUCGGUUUCUCAAUCGACCUCCGUAGACGAAAUACCCAUCGUAAUCGAGUCGAACAAGGAAUGUUUGAUCCACGUUUCCAAGGGCAGGCUGUUUUUUGUGGCCGUUUGCGUUGAUGAAGGUACCAACCAUUGUCUUCUGUUGCUCAUGUUUGUCAAUGUAGUUCCUCCACUGUUGGUUAUUGAGCUGUUGCUCAGCUUGGUCAACGUAAUUGUGGAUUAUUUCGGCACGGUCAACGAAUCGGUGAUCAAGGACAACCUAGUGUGUAUUUACGAAAUUCUGGAUGAAAUGAUUGACGGUGGCUUCCCUUUGGCAACUGAACCCAACGUUCUCAAAGACAUUGUUCGGCCAGCCAAUAUUUUGAAGACCAUCACCGAUGUAGUGACGGGUACCAAUUCCGCGGUCAGUUCCACCCUUCCUUCAUGUCAGCUUUCCAAUGUACGUUGGAGAAGGAGUCAUGUGAAAUACACAAAUAACGAGGUAUAUUUUGACCUAAUCGAACAGGUCAAUGCGAUUGUGGACAGCUCAGGAAACACAGUUUUCAAGGAGGUGGAUGGAUCGAUCGAAUGUUUCUCGAAAUUAUCCGGCGCCCCUGAUCUUACCUUGGCAUUCUCAAACAAUCGUCUGAUCGAUGAUGCCAGUCUCCAUCCGUGCAUCCGUUUGCUGCGAUGGGAGAGAGAGCGCGUGUUGUCGUUCAUCCCGCCAGAUGGGCGUUUUUGUUUGUUUAGGUACCACGUAAAUUGCCUAAGCCCUCUCACCCUUCCAGUUAUAGUACGUCACAGUAUAUCACUUCGCGAGCAAGGCAGUCGGCUGGACUUGGUUGUGAUUCCGAAGACACUUGGGCGCACCAUGGAAUCCGUCCGGUUGACAAUGCACAUGCCCUCCACUGUGGUGAACGUGAAUGCCACACCCAGUACAGGCCGUGUGAUGUUUGACACAACAACCAGGUUGUUUGAGUGGAACAUCGGUCGCAUCGAUUCGAAACAUUCCAACCCCACCUUGAAAGGCAGUGUAACACUUAGUCCUGGGGUCAGUGCUGCGCCAGGUAACCCUUCCAUCAUGGUGCAUUUCUCCGUCCCUCAGUAUGCAGUUUCAGGUCUGAAGAUCGCUCGGGUCGAUAUCUACGCUGAGAAAUACAAACCCUUUAAAGGUGUCAAAUACCUCACCUCGUCGGGAAAAUUCGAAGUGCGAACAUGACUCCCUUUUCCCGGAUGAUUUUCCUUUUUUACUUAUGUUCUCUCCCUAUGUACUUUUGUUGUCUUGUGUUUUUGAUCUUCACUCGUUUAUACCGUUGUCUUCAUAUUCAACCUAUGUUGUGUCUGUGAUACGGACUUACGAAGAGAAAAGACGCCAAACUGGCGCCGUCAUAGUUCGC
This is a messenger RNA of Opisthorchis viverrini, 1531 nucleotides long. RefSeq lists its product as hypothetical. The record is from RefSeq and is a predicted model, not a curated record. Gene Ontology annotation, biological process: endocytosis; intracellular protein transport. The transcript has 9 exons. NCBI's taxonomy places the organism in Eukaryota, Metazoa, Platyhelminthes, Trematoda, Opisthorchiida, Opisthorchiidae. Bases 1 to 1353 code for a protein of 450 amino acids. Gene Ontology annotation, cellular component: cytoplasmic vesicle; clathrin adaptor complex.